CUAUUCAGCAGCUUAUUUGGCCAGUAUACAAAGGAUGGGCUUCGAGUUACUCUUCAAGAAUUUCAGAACUUCUUGCAUGAACAGCAAAAGGAUCCAAAUGCAUAUGAUGAAGUUAAAAUUAGUAAGUUCAUGCGUGACUACCUUCAAGAUCCUAGUCGAGAUGCACAAGAGCCUUUCUUCACUGUGCCUGAGUUCCUAGAUUUUUUGUUUUCAAAGCAAAAUGAUGCUUUUGAUUCCAGCCAUUCUGUAAUUAAUCAAGAUAUGAAUCAGCCUCUUGUAAACUAUUGGAUUGCCUCAUCACAUAAUACAUACUUAACUGGUGAUCAAGUUAAAUCUGAAUCCUCUACUGAAGCUUAUGCCAGGUGUCUUCGGAUGGGUUGUCGGUGCAUUGAAUUGGACUGCUGGGACGGUCCAGAUGGAAUGCCGUAUGUGUAUCACGGUCAUACAUUAACAACUAAAGUAAAGUUCAUCGACUGCAUUAAAACAAUUAAAGAACAUGCAUUUGUCACAUCAGAAUAUCCAGUAAUACUUUCAAUUGAAAACCAUGCAACUCUGCCUCAGCAACGAAAUAUGGCCGCCGCUUUUAUUGAAGUUUUUGGAGAUUCUCUUUUGACGCAACCAAUUGAAAGAGAUGGUACACAGAUGCCUUCUCCUAAUCAAUUGAAAAGGAAAGUAAUCAUAAAGCAUAAAAAACUUCCUGAAAGAGAUGGUCAUGAGGAACGAAUUGUUUUGCGCAAUGAAAGAGAUGAAAUUGGUGGAGAAUCAGACAUCAGUAAUGCUGUGAAAAAUGGGAUUCUGUAUUUAGAAGAUCCCAUGGAUCAUGAAUGGAGACCACACUUUUUUAUGCUUACUCAAAACAAAAUGUACUAUGCUGAGGAACAACAAGCUGCUGAGGAUGAAGAUGAUGCUGAAGACAAUAACACUCACCGAGAGGGCAUUCCAAGUGAUGAAUUACAUUUUGGUGAAAAGUGGUUUCAUGGUAAGCUACCUGGGGGUAGAGCUCAAGCUGAGGAGCUUCUAAACCAAUAUUCUUAUUUGGGCGAUGGAACAUUUCUCGUUAGAGAAAGUGAGACAUUUGUUGGUGAUUACUCUCUUUCAUUUUGGCGUCAGGGUACUGUAAAUCAUUGUCGCAUCAGAUCAAAACAGGAGAGAGGUCAGACAAAAUACUACUUAAUUGACACAAUUUCCUUUGACACAUUGUACAGUCUAAUUACAUACUACCAAUCCAACCAACUGAGAAGCCCCGAGUUUUGUAUGUGUUUAACAGAACCAGUGCCUCAGCCAAAUAAGCAUGAAGGAAAAGAAUGGUUUCACGCAAACAUGACAAGAAUUCAGGCUGAAGAAAUGUUGAAGAAAAUAUAUUAUGAUGGUGCAUUUUUGGUACGACCCAGCGAAAAGGAAUCCAACACAAGUUGUUUUGCAAUAUCUUUUAGAGCCGAAAAUAAAAUUAAACAUUGUCGCAUCAAGUUAGAAGGACGUUUAUACACAAUAGGCACAGCACAAUUUGAGAGCUUAGUGGAGUUAGUUAACUACUAUGAAAAAAAUACUUUAUACAGAAAAGUAAAGCUAAAGUAUCCUGUCAAUGAAGAAGUUGUUCGAAGGAUAGGUGGUGCACCAGAAUAUUCUCCUGUUUAUGGUGCUCCAGGAAUGUAUAUGGAUCCAAACUGUUUUAAAUCAAGGAUCACAGUGAAGGCUCUGUUUGACUACCGUGAACAACGCAUUGAUGAAUUAUCCUUCCCGAAACAUGCUAUUAUUACUAAUGUUAGUAAAGAAAAUGGUGGCUGGUGGAAAGGUGAUUAUGGUGGUAAAAAACAGCAUUGGUUUCCUUCCAAUUAUGUUGAAGAAAUCGAACCAGCAGAAAAUAGUGAUGAAAAU
This is a messenger RNA of Uloborus diversus, 1875 nucleotides long. RefSeq names its product 1-phosphatidylinositol 4,5-bisphosphate phosphodiesterase gamma-1-like. NCBI's taxonomy places the organism in Eukaryota, Metazoa, Arthropoda, Arachnida, Araneae, Uloboridae. The annotation marks the transcript as partial. The record is from RefSeq and is a predicted model, not a curated record. The transcript is spliced from 15 exons. Gene Ontology annotation, biological process: positive regulation of epithelial cell migration; phosphatidylinositol-mediated signaling; lipid metabolic process. Gene Ontology annotation, molecular function: phosphatidylinositol-4,5-bisphosphate phospholipase C activity; protein binding.